Lodderomyces parapsilosis is the source of this 1023-nucleotide messenger RNA. It is a transcript of the gene ORM1, whose product is annotated as sphingolipid homeostasis protein. Gene Ontology annotation, cellular component: endoplasmic reticulum membrane. Lineage: Eukaryota; Fungi; Ascomycota; Pichiomycetes; Serinales; Debaryomycetaceae. The transcript has a single exon. The coding region runs from base 1 to 1023 and encodes 340 amino acids. The record is from RefSeq and is a predicted model, not a curated record. Gene Ontology annotation, biological process: intracellular sphingolipid homeostasis; ceramide metabolic process; negative regulation of ceramide biosynthetic process.
AUGACUGAAGUAUCAUCAAAUACCAAACAAUCAACUUCUUCUACAGCUGCAACUGCCACUGCACCAUCGUCGUUACUAUCACCGGCUGAAAUAACAGUCACCCCUCCAACUCAACAGCAACAACAGCAACAACAGUUGGAAGAAAAUGCGCCAUCAUCGUCAACGGCAAACACAAACACGAGCACCGCUGUAAAUGGAUCACUUGCCAAUACCACAUCGUCAAUUUCAUCAACUAUAGCUCAAAAUAACAACAACUAUCUUAAUACAUCUCCUAAAGGGUCGUCCACAUCAGCAGCGGGUACUUCUUCUUCAUCAGGACACGUGUCGAGGGGGAGACCAAGUACUUCAAGAAGGGGAAGCGCUAUACCACCCAAUGGGUCUUCUGCAACAACAGCAGCAUCCACAGCAACAGGAGUCGCACAUACCGCCAGUACAUCGCCAUCUCGUCUCAGAAGCAACAGUUACAAUAAUCCCGAUUUAACUCCAACUCCCUCGCAUCAUCAACCAGCACAAACUGUGACUAGACAACGCAGAUCAUCGUCAUUGAUUCAACAUUUGGAACCAGAUACAUUAGACACCAAGAUUGAUCAAACCUUAAACCCCAAUGUCAAUGCCAACUGGGUUCAUCAAAAGGGUGCAUGGAUAAUCCACAUUGUGAUUAUUGUCUUGCUCAAGAUUUUCUACAAUUUUAUUAGUGUUUUGGAUAACGAUUGGAAAUGGACAAUGACGAAUUUAACUUACACCAUUGGCUCCUAUAUCAUGUUUCAUCAAGUUAAAGGAACACCAUUUGAGUUUAACUCUGGUGCUUAUGAUAAUUUAACCAUGUGGGAACAAAUUGAUAAUGGUGAUCAAUACACCCCAACAAAGAAGUUUUUAAUGUUGGUUCCCAUAUGUUUGUUUUUGAUUAGUACUCAUUAUUCUCAUUAUAACUUGAACUUGUUUAUUUUGAAUGGUGUUAGUUGUCUUUGUGUGGUUGUACCUAAAUUGGCAUUUGCUCAUAGGUUGAGAGUUACGUUGUAUUGA